UUUCAUAAAUCACUAUAAAUAUGGUCUUAACGUUACUCAUCACUUGGCUUGCACAGACAAAACUACUAGAAGAAUCCUUCACUCUUCUUCUUCUUCUUCGAAUAUUUUUCUCUCUCUAUAUAUAGUUAUGGUGACGAACUCCACAAUCAAACUUCUCUGUAGCUAUGGCGGGAAGAUUUUACCUCGUUAUCCCGACGGUAAACUCCGUUAUAACGGCGGCCACACCCGCGUCCUCGCCGUCCCCCGCUCCGUCUCAUUUUCCGAGCUAGCGUCGAAGAUGGCUGAGAUGUUCGGAUCCGCCGUCACUAUACGGUGUCAGCUUCCGACGGAAGAUCUCGACGCGCUCGUGUCCAUCACGUGCGACGAAGAUCUAGUGAAUCUAAUCGAAGAGUACGACCUCGUUUCCUCCUCAAUGAAGAUCAGAGUCUUCCUUAACCCCCCGAAGUCCGUUAAAUCGACGGUCUCGCCUCCUCCGUUAGCGUUACCGGCGUCCACCACGUCAUCAGCUUCCUCUACCUCAUCCAGUCCUAGAUCACCGUCGCUGUCAAAACCACCGCUACCUCCGUCGCCGCCGAGGUUGACGACGGUGAAGAAUCAGUGCUACGGUUGCUACGUCCACCACCGUAGUUCGAGAAAUAUGUACCUCGUCCACAACGGCAAUCACUGGCAAUAACCCCAACUCCAAGCCACAAUCAUCAGAUGAAUAAAAAAGAAAAAUAAAUAUGAAAAAUCGAAUAUAUACUUAAAAAGAAAAAUCUUCGUUUUAUAAGUGUAAAAGAAAGAGAGAUAAAAAGAAGGUGUACGUGAUCUCUCUCUGUGUGACGAUGAUCGUCGCCAUUAAUGAAAUCAUCCUAAAAGCUUUUUUGUCUUGGUGA
Brassica napus (rape) is the source of this 875-nucleotide messenger RNA. RefSeq lists its product as uncharacterized. The record is from RefSeq and is a predicted model, not a curated record. The transcript is spliced from 2 exons. NCBI's taxonomy places the organism in Eukaryota, Viridiplantae, Streptophyta, Magnoliopsida, Brassicales, Brassicaceae. Bases 128 to 673 code for a protein of 181 amino acids. Gene Ontology annotation, molecular function: protein binding.